CAAAUGGCAUAACAAAAGAGCGUUAUUACAAAGGAAUAAAGGUCACAAUGGCAUUGAUGGUUGUAUGUUGAAUUUGUAAAAAUAAAGUAUGGUAUCCACAGGGCGAGCGCUAAGGGUGGCGGCACACGGAUCGCACGCGGCAGCACACUCCAGUGGCGUCGGUCCACGCGCAUGCACGUGUCGCCUCCAGAUACCGACGAAGUGUGGCCAAGACAUUGAUAAGACGUGCCUUAUUAUGCACCUUAAGUGAUAGAGUGACAAUAACAAACACGGCUAGUGACGGUAAUUAAAUAUUAGUGACCGUAAUAAGUGAUAGAUUUUUUUGUGUAUUUGAAAAAAGUGACUAUGGAAUACCAUCACCGUCAUAUGGAGCAGUCCAGUUCCUCGCUGCAGCCUCAUCAGGGGCAGCCCCAGUGGGGGUACGGGUGGGGGCCGCCGGCGCCGGCGCCUGCGCCGCCAGCUCCUGCGCAACGCAGUAAAAGAACCCACUCGGAGAGCGAAGACGAUGCGUUUUCAGAAGAGAGCAGCAAAGAUGCGCAAUCCCCAGGUGGCGAUUCGUGCCAGCUGAUGACGCGGAAGCGACGGCGCGGCGUGAUCGAGAAGAAGAGGCGCGACCGCAUCAACACCUCGCUGACGGAGCUGAAGCGACUGGUGCCGGCCGCCUGCGAGAAGCAGGGCAGCGCCAAGCUGGAGAAGGCGGAGAUACUCCAGCUCACCGUUGACCAUCUGAAAAUGUUGCAUUCCAAAGGUCUGGAUACAUUCGCGUACGACCCCCAGAGAUACGCCAUGGACUACCACAGCAUCGGGUUCAGGGAGUGCGCCGCUGAGGUCGCGAGGUAUCUAGUCAGCUGCGAAGGCCUGGACAUCCAAGAUCCUUUACGCCUUAGGUUAAUGAGCCACCUUCAAUGCUUCGCUGCUCAGCGGGAACUAGCAGCGAAGUCAGCCAACUGGGGAUACCCACAGUAUCCCUCGACGCCUGUACCCCCGCAGCCCCAACAUGGAUACACGGAGUUGGGUCACAGGCAGGAAACUGCGACGAGUACCGCCACAGCGACAGUGACGGCACCCACAGCGAUAGCGGCACCUUUAUCAGCACCUCCAACUUACCCACACUACCCCCCAGCGCCUCCAGCCCCUCCCGCGCCCCCCGGGCCGCACCCCGCCCCGCCGGCCCCUCACUACCCCGCGCCGUACCCUCACCAUCCGACGCAUCAUCAGUACUCCCAAAACAGUUCGAAACCCUACAGACCUUGGGGCGCUGAGUUAGCCUAUUAGAACUGUUAUAUCAAAUUUAAUUUAUGAUUCCAUUUAAAAGACAAAAUUUAACCUAAACGAUGUAGGGAGGAAGAGAUUGUUAGUAAUGCAGACUACCAGACACUUUGCUAUCAAUAUACUUUGUCAGGUCGACCUCCACAAAGUCCCUUCUGGAAACUGUCGUGCUGAAUUCCAGGUGUAUUUAUCACGGUGGGCUAACUGACUUGCCUUUUCAUUCUCACCUAUCAUCCCUCACUGGUGCCCCGCUAGCGUAUACCGUUAGCACAGGCGGGGUUACCGAAAAUUUCAGAAAACGUAACAUGCAAGUUGCCCGCAUUUCACAUAGCAUUAUUUAUUUAUUUAUUUAUUUUUAAAAGGUACGUCAACAGUGUAAAUACAGACAUUAAUUUUAAUUGAUAUACAGGGCUUGCAUCUUGCAUUUGCACCAAUUACAAAUGUACACAACAUUUUCUUAAGUCAUCGAUUACAUAUUAACAAAACUGACACCAACAGAACAAUAAAAAAAAACAUACAGGCGAUAACAUAAGACAAUACUUAAAAUAUACAAUUAUUAAAGUUAUUAGAACAGUGCACACAGAAUUAAAAUUAUUGGUUGUGGAAAAAUUAUGGUAGUAUUACGAGAGAACUUUUAGAAUUUUUGAAUGACUUCGUACAUAGCAUGCCAGGUGCAGCCUACCGUCGUCUCUCAAACACAUUUGAUAUAUUUAACUAUUGUACUACAUUAUACAUAUUUAUAUAAUAUAAUUAUUAAUAUUUAUACAUUAUAAUUACUCUAGCCACGAUAAAUUUAUAUCGCUAAGUCAGUGAAAACCUGUUAUUGGCUUUUUAUAUGGAUAAGUUGUUAUUGUUUUUUUUUUUAGCUAUAAAUUGUAAGCUAUUGGUUUUCCAAUAAAUAAAUAAAUCACAGAAUUGAUCGAAAUAUUUAAUAACUCACAAAUUUGUCGACUAGAACAUGAACUCACGACCUCUGCGAUUUAAUAUAUAAAUUGCCCAACGUCCCAAAAUUCCAAAUUUAUUCUCGUUGUAAUAUUUCAUGUAACGAAACAUAAUAAACGCAAUUUACGAUACUUUUGUGUUGGAAAACGAAUUUUAAUAAAUUUUUAUUUCAUUCAGCCUUCAAACGUUCCAAGUAAAAAGCAUCGGAUCAUCCGCCUAUAUUAAAAAUGUCUCGCAUCUCACGGUAAUAGCAUUUUUAUAAUGUAAGCCAUAUAUUUAGAAAUCUUAAUAUCAUCGUUUUUAAAUUACAAACAAGCCGAGUUCGUUUCCUAUAUAUACCUAUCAACAUUCUGCAUAUUACGAGGACACGAUUAUAUAUCAUAUCUCAAUAUCCUUUUAAUGAUAUCUACCAGAAUCUACCAGAGGGAGACUGUACAAAAGUCGAUUGCUUGGGUACCUCUGUCCCAUUCUUGUUUCUACCGUGAAGCAGUUGUGUUUGCAUGGCUGUGUUUCGGUUUGAAGGGUGGGAUAUAGAGUGAAUUUACUGGGUACAGAGGAAUAACAUCUGAGUCCUCAGGAAUGGCAACGCAUGGGGGGUAUCAUGGGCGAAACCGUAUACUCUAUUAUGUCCGUGGUACUGCUCAUGUCUAUAGGCGACGGUUACCACUUUCUAUCAGGUGGGCCGUCAGCUUGUUUGCCAUUCUAAGUUGUAUAAAAUUUUUUUAUAAUAAUGGAAUGGUAACCCCACCUGCGUUGACGGUAUAGGUACACAGGCGAGGAACCAGUGAGGGAUGAUAGUUGAGAAUGAAAAGGCAAGUCAGUUGGCCCAGCACGAUGAAUACGCUUGAAAUUCAGCACAAUUGUCUCCAGGGGUGACCACGUGGAGGUCGACCUGACAGAGCAUAUUGCUAGCAAUGAGACUGGUAGUCCCCCAUAUCCCAAUAUAAGGUAUACUAUGAUUAUAUAUAUACUUUAUUGCACUUAUAAAUUACACAAAUAAUACAUUUAUAAAUAUUGUAAGCAAAUGUGGGUUUAUUUUUGCAAGAGAUCUCUUCCAGCCAACCCAAUAUAGUAAGAAAGCAUGUAAUUUAUAUGGAUGACUUAACUCUUCCAUCUGUGAGAGGUGAUUUAUACUUAUAUGUAUUUUUAUAAUUAAUUUUAAAUGGAAUCAGUCAAAGUUGUAACCGAUCUCAGAGUUUAAAAUAAAUGUCUAAAUUAUACAUAGUUUUGCACUGUGCUGUUGUAUUAUAUUAUAAUUUUAUAUAUAUAUAUAUAUAACUAUUUAAGUUGUGUGAUAGUAACAUAGUAUAUUUGUUAAGUCUAUUUAAAGUCGACAGUGUUAAAGCCAAAUUGUAAGCUUUAAUGGUAGGCGAAGUCUUUGAUAUAUCGUGUACAAAGUUAUUUAUAGAAAUAGAUAUUUAUAAAAAAGAAAAUAUUAAAAUAUGUGCUCAUUUGUUAUUGAGAAAUGGUUGUGAAAAAAGAUAAAGUGAUUAAUAAUUAUCAUACAUAGGGGAUCAAUUAAAAUACGUAAUUGGAAGAAAAUAAGUAAUAUUUUUUUAACAUCAAACUUUUUUAUAUAAAAGACAUAGAUAGAUACUCUUUACAGUUUCCUCUAAAAGAUUACAGUAGCAAAUUUAUUAUAAUAUACUAAAAAUUUUAACGUACUUUAUCCCUACGAUAUGUUGUUUACUUUAUAUAGAUACUCAAUUAACUUUACUUGUGUGUUCAAAAUAGCUUAAUCGACAAUACAAUGCUUUGAUAUGAUAUGCAAAGAUGCUUUUUUUAAUUAUAAAGCACUAUUAUACCUACUUGUACAACAAUUAGUCCAUUACCUUAAGGUUGUCUUGAAAAGAUUGCUCUCAGCAAUAACACCGCCUUACUGUACUUAUACAAUUGUAUCGUUGUGUUUGUAAAUUGUCUUGUUUAUUUCCUAUAUUGUAUAAUGCAAAUAAAGUAUACUCAUUCAUUCAUUCAUACAAUAUCAAUUAACUGUACAGUAUUGUAAAUACACAAAAAAGUCUGCGA
This is a messenger RNA of Galleria mellonella (greater wax moth), 4236 nucleotides long. It is a transcript of the gene Hey, whose product is annotated as hairy/enhancer-of-split related with YRPW motif protein. Gene Ontology annotation, cellular component: nucleus. The coding region runs from base 346 to 1275 and encodes 309 amino acids. The transcript has 3 exons. Gene Ontology annotation, biological process: regulation of transcription by RNA polymerase II; anterior/posterior pattern specification; regulation of neurogenesis. The record is from RefSeq and is a predicted model, not a curated record. NCBI's taxonomy places the organism in Eukaryota, Metazoa, Arthropoda, Insecta, Lepidoptera, Pyralidae. Gene Ontology annotation, molecular function: RNA polymerase II cis-regulatory region sequence-specific DNA binding; protein dimerization activity; DNA-binding transcription factor activity, RNA polymerase II-specific.